CUUGUGAAUGAGACACAUGCGCAGUAGGUAGGGUCAGGGUUGGACCGGAGGUUGUCUUUUAUUUUCUGUCAGAGUUCCCGUCCUUCGGCUGCUGGCGGAGUUGGGGUUUUUGUUCGGUCGGAUGGAGAGGAGGCCUUUGACCUUGACUGUUUACUGGGCAUUGUGAAUGAGCGCCGCGGGAACACGAUGGCAGCCCCAAGGGCCGGGGAGCCCCCAGGUGGACUGGAGCUUAAUCCAGAUGCUGCAGAUUUCAUUCCUCGAGAAAUGCAGGAAACAGAGAGAAAAAAUAAACCAGAGGAUUUUGGCAGGAACAAUAACACCAAUCUAUCAUCAUCCAGGCAGCGGCCAUUUCGUAGCUAUCGCUCUGGUUUGACACACAAAAGAGAGUAUUCUCAGCAGUCAAGGAAUCAUUAUAAUGAAGACCCUGCCUCUGAUCCCAGGGCAGGCAGUGAGGGGCACAGGACUAACCAGAAUAAAGCAGGUAUGCAUAGUUUUCAAAAUCAACGACGACACCGUGUAAGAGAAGAAAAGUCUUGUUCUGGAGAAACACCACUUGCUAAUGAUUCACAGCAGGAAACCGUUGGAAAUUUAUUUCAAUCAAGGUUAUUCGAAAAAAAUUCAGUGGAGGAUAUCGCACAGAAAGACCCAGUGGAGGCAGGGGCAGAAUGGGUGGAGCACAGAAAGAUUCAUAAUUCAGACCAAGAAAAUUGGAGAGCACCAGCAAGUCGGGCUGGAGCCAAACCAAAGAAAGUUAAUCUGCACGUGUAUAAACACAAUCGAGGAAUGGUUAACCAAGGAAAAUUUACCUUUGAGAAAGAUGGUAGAACAUUUGGAAAAAAGACUAAUGUAAUGAUUGAAAACAUGAGCCCUCCAGAAGCUAACCAAAUAGAACACACUUGUGAACCUUCUGUAAUGGAUAAAAAUUAUGAAAGAUGCAAUGAUCAGUCAGAGAGAAAGUUUCUUAAAAAUAGAAAUAGCCAGAGAGAAUUCACCUGGGGCAAAGCAUACUCUGACCAUGAAGCAUACAGAGGUUCGACUGCAGACAAUGUUAGGACAGGCUCCAGUUUCGCCAUGACUGCUUCAGCAGUGGAUACCAAGACUAACUUCAAUGAGGAGAGUGUGAAUCCUAAAUUACAGGAUCGUUUGACCCACCGAACACAAACAUGGAAAAUGAGUGACGUAGAAAGAAGAAGAAAACGACCAGAAGAUCUACAAAAAAAAUCCUUUGAUCUGCAAAAGAAAUCCUUUGAUUCGGGAAGGAAGACGUUUUGGAAAAAACAGAUGGAAGUUCACAAGAGCAAGGAGACUCACACAGGAUCUCUGAUCGAACAGCUCACAUCUGAGAAAUAUGAGUGUAUGGUUUGCUGUGAGGUGAUUCGUGUGAUGGUACCUGUCUGGAGCUGUCAAAGCUGUUAUCAUGUGUUCCACUUGAAUUGCAUUAAGAAAUGGGCAAGAUCACCAGCUUCUCAAGCUGAAGAUGGGAAUGGUGGUUGGAGAUGUCCUGCUUGUCAGAAUGUUUCUGUAAGAGUCCCCAGUUCUUACAUCUGCUUUUGUGGUAAGGUUAACAAUCCAGAGUGGAACAGGAAUGAGAUACCUCACAGCUGUGGAGAGCUUUGUGGAAAGAAACGAUCUGGCAGCGACUGUCCUCACUCAUGUAACAUCCUUUGCCAUCCUGGACCAUGUCCAUCUUGCCCUGCAUUUGUGACAAAAACAUGUGAAUGUGGUAGAACCAGCCAGUCAGUUCGAUGUGGGCAACCAGGAACCAUUCACUGCAGUAACGUGUGUGAUAAUCUCCUAAUUUGUGGGAAGCAUACAUGUGCCCAGGUAUGCCAUGCAGGGAAGUGCCAGCCAUGUCCACUUACUGUUAAGCAAGGCUGCUAUUGUGGAGCUACUUUCCGAGAAGUGCCGUGUGGAACAGAUAAAGAAGCAUAUGAUGGCACUGGCUAUUUUUCUUGUCAGAAGCCAUGUGACACACCAGUACUUAGGAAAGUGGAAGCUGUUAGUAAGGGCAAACAGCAAAAGAAAAGCCGUUGCUAUCCCCCAAUGAACCGGGAGCAUCGCAGAAUCAUUCAUGAGCUGGCUGAAGUCUAUGGUGUUGAAAGUGUCAGUUAUGACAGUGAGCCCAAGCGCAAUGUUGUUAUCACUGCUGUGAAGGGAAAAUCUGUGUGUCCAAAUGUUUCACUCACUUCAUUGAUUGAGAGAGAGAUGGCAGCAAGACCACCCCCACCAAUUGCACAUUACAGACAACAAGCACUUAAGAUUGACAAUGGAACAGUUGCCCUGCAAAAGCCGUUAAAGGAAGAACCAGUCAUUGAUUACUUUGAUGUUCAGGACUAGAAGAAGAAUAAAUUUCAAAUACGUUUGAAAUUUAGAUCACGCAUCUGGGACAGUAAGUGGUUGAGAAAUAACCUGAUCAGUAGUGCACAAAAAGAAUCACUGAAGAUUUGUAAGGUGAUACAAUUGUGUUAGUCUAUUAAGCUUCAAUUCAAUAUGCGUAACAAAGUGAGCUGCUAGUCUCUGCUGUAAGAAUACACUGUUGCAUGAGACAAACCUAAGAAGAAUGUAAACAAAAUCUGUGGAAUGAAUUAUGUAAACCAUGCAUUCCUAUCAGCUGUUGUUGCUCCUGUUGACGGUGCUGAAUGAAGGGUUAACAUUGUUUUUCCCUUGGUUUUUUCUUUUGAAAGAAAUCGACUUCAGCGUGAUAAUGUUAAAGGUGGCUGUGUAAUAAUUGCACUCGAAGAUUAAAUAAAUUUCAACGAAUAUAA
Molecule: messenger RNA, 2765 nt
Organism: Rhincodon typus (whale shark)
Lineage: Eukaryota; Metazoa; Chordata; Chondrichthyes; Orectolobiformes; Rhincodontidae
Product: transcriptional repressor NF-X1-like
Exons: 13
Coding region: 187-2337 (716 amino acids)
Biological process (GO): negative regulation of transcription by RNA polymerase II
Cellular component (GO): nucleus
Molecular function (GO): zinc ion binding; RNA polymerase II transcription regulatory region sequence-specific DNA binding; DNA-binding transcription factor activity, RNA polymerase II-specific
Source: RefSeq, a predicted model, not a curated record